AAGAAAGAGUAGCGAUUUUGAUAACGAAUCCGGUGACAGUUUAGCUUCAACAACGCCCAAAUCAGCCGAUUAGCGCCCGCCUCCUUUCUCCGGUCCGGCGGUCCCCUUCCUCGGUUCUUCCCUACCACGCCCAAGUCGCCGCUACUCGUGCUCCACCUCAUCCCCUCCCUUCCGUUCUCGCGAUCCGGACUUCGCUUAUCCUCUUUCCGCCUUCUAUCUAUCCCACUCGACAAUCACCGGUCGGCCUUCGGCGCCGGCGCAUUCUUCUCUCCAUAUUCCAUCGCGGCGGCGGCGCCACCGAGCCGGCUGCGAUCCGCCGUGGCGCGCCUGACGCGCGCGGAAGCGGCAACACGCCUAGGAAAGGGGAAUCUUUCCGCCCGCGCGCCACGCGUCCCGGGCCUCCCGGCGAAGAACCUGGUCGGUCGUCCUCGUCGCCGCUGAGCUGCUCAUGUUGGACCCGAGAUCCGAAAUCUACCCCACCAUAGAGUAUCGCCCUAUCCAGCCCUCCGACCUCGAAGCUCUUGAGAAGAUUCAUCUAGCUCUCUUUCCCAUAAGGUUCCUUGUUCUUGCUAUUAUCAUUUCGUUGACCUCGAAGUUCUUGGAAACUAUUGCUUCUUAUGCUCCGUGUUCUUGCUUAUACCGUUAUGGCGUUGUACAUAUGUACGAGAGAGAGUUCUUCAUGAACGUUGUCAACGGGCAUGGUACUGUUUCCUGGGGCGCUGUGGACACCAGCAGAUCGGAUGACCACAGGGACGAGAUAAUAGGUUUUGUAACCACGAGGAUGAUCGUGGCAAAAGAUAGCGAGAUUGAAGACUUGUUUAGAUAUAACAGUUCACGCAAAGAUCUAACACUUGUGUACAUACUGACACUGGGUGUUGUGGAUAGCUACAGAAACCUCGGCAUAGCAUCUUCACUGGUUCGAGAGGUGAUUAAAUAUGCAGCAAGUAUAUCAAAUUGCAGGGGUGUUUAUUUACAUGUCAUUUCAUAUAACCAGCCUGCUAUCAGCUUUUACAAGAAGAUGCUAUUUAAGCUAGUCAGAAGACUUCCAUUGUUUUACUACAUAAGAGGGCAACAUUACGAUUCAUACUUAUUUGUUUACUAUGUCAAUGCGGGUUGUUCACCUUGCUCGCCGCUGGAGAUUGUAACUUCAUUUGUUGUUGACUUCAGGGCUUUCCUAAAGAUGCUGGUUGCCAAGUUCUGGACCAAAGAAGACCAUUGUAAUCCGAGAUGGGACAGAUGUAAGGAAACGACCACCCUCUUGACACCACAGAACGAUAAGCGGAUCAUCAGUGGUGAUGAUACCAGAUGUCAUGUCUAAUUUAGGUGCCGCGACCAUGUUUUUUCUUGUUCUUUUGUGGAAACCUGGGUUUCUUGAAAAAUAUCGCUUGCAAUGUUGUUGUACGCUUAAAAAAACUUGACCAAGUUAGGAGGAACUAUAUGACAUUAUAAAUAAGAAGAAAUAAGUAUCUAAAUUUGUGUUAAAGAGGAUUUGAAUCUAGGUGAUCUAGGUGCACAUUCAUAUCUUCAACUAACUGAGUUAGGCACAAUUCCUAAUAUUUUUAAAAGGUCUUGAAAGCCAACUACAGUCCGCACGUUAUUGCUGAGUAAACAUGUCGUGACCACGGGGAACACAUGGUGAGGUUUUUCAAAAACCAAGCUCGAGCUUUGGUUGGUAGCUUCACGUCUGGAGAUUUUAUCAUCACGUUAUUCCUAUGUUCUCUGUUGUACACUUCUGAUAUGGGUAUAUAAUUUCUCAAUAGUUAUAGCCACAUUCAAUGUAAAGAGAGGGAAAGGAAAAAUCACUAGUCACCUGGUUCUUGGAACAUCGGAUGGCAGUAAUUAGGGAUAACAAUUUUAUCUAUUUAUCUAUGGAUAAAUAUCUAAUAGGGUUAAAUUUGUUCCUUA
This is a messenger RNA of Phragmites australis (common reed), 1905 nucleotides long. RefSeq names its product histone acetyltransferase MCC1. The record is from RefSeq and is a predicted model, not a curated record. Gene Ontology annotation, molecular function: histone acetyltransferase activity; protein-N-terminal amino-acid acetyltransferase activity. The coding region runs from base 449 to 1318 and encodes 289 amino acids. Gene Ontology annotation, cellular component: Golgi membrane. Gene Ontology annotation, biological process: N-terminal peptidyl-methionine acetylation. NCBI's taxonomy places the organism in Eukaryota, Viridiplantae, Streptophyta, Magnoliopsida, Poales, Poaceae. The transcript is spliced from 5 exons.